Vitis vinifera (wine grape) is the source of this 1026-nucleotide messenger RNA. RefSeq names its product zinc finger protein WIP6. The transcript has 2 exons. Gene Ontology annotation, cellular component: nucleus. The record is from RefSeq and is a predicted model, not a curated record. Gene Ontology annotation, biological process: anatomical structure development; regulation of gene expression. The coding region runs from base 126 to 953 and encodes 275 amino acids. Gene Ontology annotation, molecular function: DNA-binding transcription factor activity. NCBI's taxonomy places the organism in Eukaryota, Viridiplantae, Streptophyta, Magnoliopsida, Vitales, Vitaceae.
UUUCUUUAUUUAUUGCCUUUCUCGUCCCCCACUUAUCUUCUCCACCCAAAACCCAAAAACCCAACUCCCUCUCUCUCUUUGUCUCUCUCACUAUCACUCUUACCCUCAUACAUAAAACCUUCACCAUGCAGACUCCGUCUUUCGCCUGCAUAUCCUCCAGUGAGAGUGCCUGUUUAGAAGCUGAUGAAGAAGAUGAGGAUUCCAUACUUCUUUCACUUUGCCCUCCUGGACAGAGCACCUCCAAACGUGCCAUCUAUCAUCCAUCCUCAAGCAAGCCACAGAAUUAUCAAAACACUAAUAGGGAAGAUGGUGUAACGGUAGCUCUUCACAUCGGUCCUCCAAAUGCCUGUGCCAGCACAAGCAACCCUAAUAACAUUAAUGGUGGUGAUCCCGUUGAAGGACAGUACUGGAUUCCCUCGCCGGCACAAAUCCUUGUAGGCCCAACACAGUUCUCUUGCACUGUCUGCAACAAAACAUUCAAUCGAUACAACAACAUGCAGAUGCAUAUGUGGGGUCAUGGAUCACAAUACAGAAAGGGCCCGGAGUCGUUAAGAGGGACAAAGCCAGCUUCAUCCAUUCUUAGGUUGCCAUGUUACUGUUGCGCUCAGGGCUGUAAGAACAAUAUAGAGCACCCAAGAUCAAAACCACUGAAGGAUUUCAGAACUCUGCAGACACAUUACAAGCGGAAGCAUGGAGCGAAGCCUUUUUCUUGCCGGAAAUGCGGGAAAGCUUUUGCAGUGAGGGGGGAUUGGAGGACUCAUGAGAAGAACUGUGGGAAGCUUUGGUUUUGUAUCUGUGGGUCAGAUUUUAAGCACAAGAGGUCUCUUAAGGACCAUGUUCGCGCCUUUGGAGAUGGACAUGCUCCGCACAGUGUGGAGAUGUAUGGUGUUGAGGAAGAAGAUGAUAACGAUGAUGACCAUGGAAAUGGAGGCCAUGGUUCCGUACUAUGUUAAUAGACAUGAAGUAUUAGUCUUGUUAGUAAUUAAGAUUGAUUGCUUACUAUGUGGGUGUAUGGAGAGAGGGGGG